Molecule: messenger RNA, 382 nt
Organism: Macrosteles quadrilineatus (aster leafhopper)
Lineage: Eukaryota; Metazoa; Arthropoda; Insecta; Hemiptera; Cicadellidae
Exons: 3
Coding region: 29-382 (117 amino acids)
Source: RefSeq, a predicted model, not a curated record
UCGCGGAGUGCGGCUACACGCAAUACAGAUGGCUAGCGGGGAAGGCCAGGCUCUGUACAUGCGGAGUGCGCCUCUGCGUCGCCUGCGCCACCCGCUAGAUGAGAGCCCUGUCUGGUCAUUGCUGGGGUCAGCGCUGGGGGCACUAGUGGCGCUGCUGGUAGGACUUCCUGUGCUGCUGGUACUCUCUGUGCUGCUCCCUGUCACCCUGGCAGCUAGGUGGCUACUGCUGCUCCUGUAUUGGAACCGUCGCCGCCCCCUCAUCUCUGCUGCAGAGAGUGUAGGCAGUGGUGGAGGUGCAGAGUCUAUGCGAGGUAAUGACUGUCGGUGGCUGGGGGCUGCCUGGCGCUGCUCACUGCUGCACGCUGGUAUGUGUAACUCAUGA